Messenger RNA from Closterium sp. Naga37s-1, 324 nucleotides. Lineage: Eukaryota; Viridiplantae; Streptophyta; Zygnematophyceae; Desmidiales; Closteriaceae. The record is from the annotation of a GenBank genome assembly.
UUCGUGUUCUACCUGUUGGACGUGGCGCUCACCACGGCCACGUGGAUCGUCGGCAAGCUCACCUCCUCGCUCGCCGUCGCCAAUUGCCCGUGGUGCGACCACCAGUUCACGUUCGACAGGAAUGCGGUGGCGCAUGGAGCACCAGUGUGCCCGUCCUGCUUGCGCUCCAUGAAGUAUGAAGAUGGCCGGUUUCAGCAAGCGGACGCCAGCAGCCGUGGCUUCAAUUCCCAAUCAAGGUCGCAAUCUCAAGACAAGCAGGGAUGGAGGGCGACGGGGACAGACAGAGUGGUGGACGUGGAGGCCACAAUAGUUGACAAGGAUUAG